AUGACUGAGGCCCUUGAGGACCUGAAGGCUAACUUCUACUGUGAGCUGUGUGACAAGCAGUACUACAAGCAUCAGGAGUUUGACAACCACAUCAACUCUUACGACCAUGCUCACAAACAGGUAUGGUGCACCUAAUACCUCCUACCAUGCAAUUCAUUCAGACUAGUUACAUUUCAACGUUGCCAAACAUUUUUUAUCUACGAAUGACAAAGCAAACAAACAUAGCAAUCUCCAACAAAAGGGCAUAUUUGAUUUCAAAGUACAUAUCAGAAGAAUAUGAUGGGAUAAAGGAUGUUUAUUGUUCUUCCAUACUACAGUAUUUGCAUGACUUGCAUAACUUGAGAAAAACAUUUGACCUGUACCCUGAAUGAGCACAUCCCCCAUUAACUACAGUGUACACAUUUAUAUCCCCCGUUAACUACAGCAGCUUUUCUCAAACUCGGUCCUGGGGACCCCAAGGGGUGCACGUUUUUUGCCCUAGCACUACACAGCUGAUUCAAAUAAUGAACUCAUCAUCAAGCUUUGAUUAUUUGAAUCAGCUGUGUAGUCCUAGGGCAAAAAACAAAACGCGCACCCCUUGAGUUUGGGAAAAGCUGAACUACAGUGUACACAUUAUUCAACUAAAUGUGCUUCUUGUUCAUGCCUUCAACAAAGUUUGUGGUCCUUUGAAGCUCAGUUGGUAGAGCAUGGCACUUGUAAUGCCAGGGUAGUGGGUUUGAUUCCCGGGACCACCCAUAUUUAAAAUGAAUGCACGCAUAAUAUAAUAAUAAUAAUAUAAUAUGCCAUUUAGCAGACGCUUUUAUCCAAAGCGACUUACAGUCAUGCGUGCAUACAUUUUUACGUAUGUGUGGUCCCGGGGAUCGAACCCACUACCUUGGCGUUACAAGCGCCGUGCUCUACCAGCUGAGCUACAGAGGACCGCGCAUGACUAAGUCGCUUUGGAUAAAAACAUCUACAAAAUGCUAUAUAUACAGUGUCAUCAGAAAGUAUUCACACCCCUUCACUUUUUUCACAUUUUGUUGUGUUAAAGACUGCAUGAAAAAUUUAUUAAAUUGCGAGCAUGGUGAAGUUAUGAAUUACACUUUGGAUAAAUACACUCAGUCAAUACAAAUAUACAGGCGUCCUUCCUAACACCGUUGCCGGAGAGGAACGAAACCGCUCAGGGAUUUUAUCAUGAUAUCAAUGGUAACUUUAAAACUGUUAGUUUAAUGGCUGUGAUAGCUGAAAACUGAGGAUGGAUCAACAACAUAGUACAGUGGUUUGCGAAUGUGUUCACCCCCCUUGGCAUUUUUCCUAUUUUGUUGCCUUACAACCUGGAAUUAAAAUAGAUUUUUUGGGGGUUUGUAUCAUUUGAUUUACACAACAUUCAUACCACUUUGAAGAUGUAAAAUAUAUUUUAUUGUGAAACAAACAAGAAAUAAGACAAAAAAACACAUUUUUUUUUUUCAGCAAUUACAGCUACAUGUCUAUUGGGGUAUGUCUCUAUAAGUUUGGCACAUCUAGCCACUGGGAUUGUUGCCCAUUCUUCAAGGCAAAACUGCUACAGCUCCUUCUAGUUGGAUGGGUUCCGCUGGUGUACAGCAAUAUUUAAGUCAUACCACAGAUUCUCAAUUGGAUUGAGGUCUGGGCUUUGACUAGGCCAUUCCAAGACAUUUAAAUGUUUCCCCUUAAACCAUUCGAGUGUUGCUUUAGCAGUAUGCUUAGGGUCAUUGUCCUGCUGGAAGGUGAACCUUCCUUACCAGUCUCAAAUCUCUGGAAGACUGAAACAGGUUUCCCUCAAGAAUUUCACUGUAUUUAGAGCCAUCCAUCAUUCCUUCAAUUCUGACCUGUUUCCCAGUCCCUGCCGAUGAAAAACAUCCCCACAGCAUGAUGCUGCCACCACAAUGCUUCACUGGAUGGUGUUCUCGGGGUGAUGAGAGGUGUUGGGUUUGCGCCAGACAUAGCGUUUUCCUUGCUGGCCAAAAAGCUCAAUUUUAGUCUCAUCUGACCACAGUACCUUCUUCCAUAUGUUUGGGGAGUCUCCCACAUGCCUUUUGGCGAACACCAAACUUAUUUGCUUAUUUUUUUCUUGAAGCAAUGGCUUUUUUCUGGCCACUCUUCCAUAAAGCCCAGCUCUGUUGAGGGUACGGCUUAAAGUGGUCCUAUGGACAGAUACUCCAAUCUCCGCUGUGGAGCUUUGUAGCUCCUUCAGGGUUAUCUUUGGUCUCUUUGUUGCCUCUCUGAUUAAUGCCCUCCUUGCCUGGUCCGUGAGUUUUGGUGGGCGGCCCUUUCUUGGCAGGUUUGUUGGGGUGCCAUAUCCUUUCCCUUUUUUAAUAAUGGAUUUAAAUGGUGCUAUGUGUGAUGUUCAAAGUUUCGGAUAUUUUUUUAUAACCCAUCCCUGAUCUGUACUUCUCCACAACUUUGUCCCUGACCUGUUUGGAGAGCUCCUUGGUCUUCAUGGUUUCGCUUGCUUGGUGGUGCCCCUUGCUUAGUGGUGCUGCAGACUCUGGGGCCUUUCAGAACAGGUGUAUAUAUAUUGAGAUCAUGUGACACUUAGAUUGCACACAGGUGGACUUUAUUUAACUAAUUAUGUGACUUCUGAAGGUAAUUGGUUGCACCAGAUCUUAUUUAGGAACUUCAUAGCAAAGGGGGUGAAUACAUAUGCACGCACCACUUUUCCGUAUUUUUUAAAAUUUGUGUGUCCAAACUUUUGACUGGUACUGUAUGUAAAUAAGAUAUUUCUGUAUUUCAUUUUCAAUAAAUUAAGAAAAAAAAUGUAAAAUGUAUUGUGAGUAGAUGGAUGAGAAAUAAUAUCAUUUUAAUCCAUUUUGAAUUCAGGCUGAAACAAUUUAUUUGGGAAUAAGUCAAGUGGUAUUAAUACUUUCUGAAGGCACUGAGUGCACAAAACAUUAGGAACAUAGACUGACCAGGUGAAUCUAGGUGAAAGCUAUGAUCCCGUAUUGAUGUCACUUGUUAAAACCACUUCACAUCAGUGUAGAUGAAGGGGAGGAGACAGGUUAAGGAAGGAGCCUUGAGACAAUUGAGACAUGGAUUGUGUAUGUAUGCCAUUCAGAGGGUGAAUUGGCAAGACAUCAGAUUUAAGUGCCUUUGAACAGGCUAUGGUAGUAGAUGCCAGGCUGCUGGGUUUUUCACGCUCAACAGUUUCCCGUGUGUAUCAAGAAUGGUCCACCACCCAAAGGACAUCCAGCCAACUUGACACAACUGUGGGAGGCAUUGGAGUCAACAUCCCUGUGGAACGCUUCCAAGACCUUGUAGAAUCCAUUCCCCGACAAAUUGAGUCUGUUCUCAGAGCAAAAGAGGGUGCAACUCAAUAUUAGGAAGGUGUUCCUAAUGUUUUGUUCACUCAGUGUAUAUUAAGGUUUUUGAGGUUUGAUCAAAUGUGACCAGAUUUCUCAAUGAAAAGUCAAAUUUAAGUGGUUCACUUAAUUUUUUUAUUUGAUAAAAGUACAGACUCAGAGCUUCAAAAUGGUACAUACACCGUAGUUGGAGGAAACAUGGGAAAGUUAUGAUGCUUUGAAAGUUGAUAAACUUGUUAUCCCACUUAGGAGACAAGCAGAACAUAACCUUGAAAGAUUUUGACAAGGUUCACACUUGCUAGAGAGCUCUUCUUUGUUUACUCCCAUUCAGCAUCGUUCACAACCUCUCAAGCCUUAUCCCCAUCCAUCUCUUUAAGAAUUCAGAUGCAAACACAUGGCCAACCAUCAGCAUGGUCAACCUCUCCAUUAUCUCAGCCAAUCUUUGUUAGCCAGGAAGUAUCCUGUCUUUCUCCAUUUAAAGCUCAGUGCUCUCUCCUUCGCUAAACUAGGCUAAUAAUUAAUCAUAUUUACGGAUCACAUACACGUUUGUAAUUAAGGCCUAGAAAGUUCACAUAUUCAAGAAGGCAUUUCUGGAGAAAAAAAUGUCAUAUUAAUUUUUCUUUCAAACGGCAUUACUGUGAGGUAGGAACUAGUGUCAAACGCCCCCCAAUCCUGUAACCAGUCACAAAUGUCAUUCAUAUUUGUUUAAAGAUCACAUGCUAACCUAAGCUGAACUGUAUCUGCAUUAUUAGUUUAGCAUCACAUCCAUUCUCACUUAACAAGCACAGGUCAAUGAAUACACCUGUUUUCAGACAUAUACAUAACAUUGACAGAGCUAAUUCCUCUAGCUGGCUGCAUUAUCCUACACACAAGGAGUAGGUUGAAGUUUCCCUUUGACAUUGAUCUUGAGUCAGUAUUGCAUUGUCAGUAUUGCAAGGUUAGGAUUGGGGGAGGGGAAGCUGAACCUAGACCUGUGCCUAGUGUAAACUUCAUCCCAGAGCAGCCUACAACAGCAGAGUUGGAACAGUCUAAAUAUCAGUGCCACUUUGACCCCAGCUAAAAAGCAGAUUGAUGAGAACCAAGACAGACAGUAGCCUGGUUUAGAUCUACAUGUGCUUUAGCCAACCCCUGUGACCAGGGCAGUUCUAGCUAAAGUAUCACACAGAUCUGGUCUAGGCUAGCAGGUGACUGUUUAAAGGUGUCAAAAAUUAGACUACUUCUGUGAUGGUUGUCCCAACAGCAUCCCUUAAGAGGUGACAAAAAAUAAACGUUAUUCUACAAAACAAUACCAUGACAAUGUCACAUGCACCUCAUUGUGCAUUAUGUAUUUCCAUUUAAGUCACAAUGCCCGAGAAGCCGGUGUUUAGAGGAUAUAUUGGCACGGGUGUUGUUCAUCUCAGGCUGGCAAACUGUGCAAAUAUAUCCUCCAAACACCGGCUUUGAGGGGGGUUACCAACAAAUUCAAAUAAUGAUUGACAUUUAUUAUCCUUCCACAAGAUAUAGUCCCGACACAAAUCUAGGGUUGCUACCCAAGCCGGCUGGUCAUUCAUUCUAUCGGUUCAGUUGCUAGAGACGCGACUCAGUUGUUCAGUUGUUGUAUAAUAUAUUAAUAAGUCAUGUAAUUAUAUUUUCUUAGACUAUGAAAUUUGGCUGAACAAAACAUUGUGUCUAUAUAUACAGUACUUUAUCUACAUUACAUCCUUCCUAUACCUUUGAGGGCAACAUUUGCAUCAAUAGUCACCUGCACUUUCAAAAACGAAAAGGCAAAACCUUUUGGAGAGCCUGCAAGAGGUAGAAGCUCAAUAACAUUUGUCUAUUGGACAGGCUCGUCCUGUAUACUGUAAAACCAGAACAUUAACAAUUGCCUUUCUGCUCGAUACCCCUGAGAGAAGAGGCUACUUAACAUGACAAAAUGAUCUUGGAUGCAUACAAAUAAUCUCCUGGCUUUGUGACCCAGCCACUCGAAAUGCAACCAUCAGAGCUACUUCAAAGAGGAAAGGUCACAUAGCCUUGUUGAGUUGUGUGUAAUACAAAGGAGCCUACAUAAGGCAGGACUAGCUGGGGUGCCAUUCAUGGGUUCGGGUAAUUACAGAGCCCUAUAGAAGCUGUCUGUUUCAUAUGAAGAUUAUUAAGUGAAAAAUAUAGAUGUAUUAUGCAAAAUGUAGGGUUAGUUCACUCCAGGGUAACAACAGUUGUACACACAAUGGUUGUGGCGAGUAACGCUAAUUUAAAGAACACUAAGCACAAUAGGUGCGUAAACGCUAAUUGCAAAAUGUGCAUCAUCUGCAUUUGCAUUUAUGGUCCACUACAUCCUUGGUUAUCACACAACAGUUGUGUAAAAAUGCAUUGUACAACCGCUAUUUCACUGAGUGUGAACUCAGUCCUAGAGUCUGAGUCUAUAAUUAAACAUGCUGUAAAUUGUGUCGUAUCAGUUAUUCCUUAUGAAGCAAUGUGAUCAAUAAACCUCACUUUCCCAAUCUCUGCAAUAUUGUCUUUGUUGAUAUUCGCUUCAAUGAAUUAGAAACAGGUGUAGGGUAACUGUGAAGAUAUGGUAACCAAUUAGUAAACGUCAGGAGUGCUGGUUUAGAAUAAAUUGUAUAAGGUUAGCCAACAUGAAUUAAUGAGAUGUGAGUUGUUGUGGAAUAAGAUUUGUACAUAGGAUAUUCUUACGACACAUCCAUCCAGAGAUUUACAGCACUGUGGGUGGCUGUCUGAUACUGUACAGUUAGUUUAAAACCUUCUCCAUAGAGAUAUUCCGUCUUCAUUGGGUUCCAAUGCCUUAUAUUGUAGAUGACCCUCUAAGGAAAUACAAAUUCUCUCUGGAAGAGUAAUAUCGCUUAAUUCAAUUAGUUUGGCUAGAGUAUGCUCCUCAAUGGCUGACUCAGUACAGUAGAUAAUGAGUCUGGUGAUAUUUAUUCUCUCUGCCAGAGACUGAAAGAGCUGAAGCAGCGGGAGUUUGCCCGGAACAUGGCCUCCAAAUCCAAGAAGGAUGACAGAAAGCAAGAGAGAGCACUACGACGUUUACAUGAGCUGGCUGAACGGCGGCGGGAGGUCCAAUGGUGGGUGGACUCGUGUGUCCCUAUAUGACAUAAUUUCAACAGUAUGACCUUGGAAGGCUGUAAAUGAAUUUUAUAACAAAUUGCAAUUAUGUAAGUUAAAAAACGUUCAUGUUAGAUGUAUUUGAGAUAAGACAAUGAGCACGGUUACAUGCACACAAUAAUGUGAUUAUUGUGGAUAGUUUAAUAUAAUAGUUAGUUUAAAACAUUUACAUGCUUUGCAAGAAGAACAAUUUCCCGAAUAAUUAUGUUUAAAUGGACACAUCUGAAAUCAGGCUGCUGAUGGGACUUUUGAUAAAUGCAGAAAAUCGCCAAUCAAAAUAAACGUUCUACCACAGUGACCAUGUUAUUUUUGCAAACAAUAUUUGAAUCAGAUAUAUAAAGUGUGUAUGAAAACGAGUUGUUUUAAUCAGUGUAUGCUUACUUUGAUUAUGACCUUACGCCGAUUAAGAUAUGCAGAGUAAGGUGUUUACAUGACUAAUGCCAUACUCAGCCUUCUGACAAAAUCAUCUUAAUAUAGAAUUAUUAGUGUGCAUGUAAACAUACUCAUUGUCACCAGUUGUUUUUUGGUGUUGAUUUUUGGAUGUUGACUGCUGUCAUACUGAUUCCAGUGUCAACUCCUUUCUGUGCAGCGCACCUGGUAGUGGCCCCAUGUUCCGAUCCACCACUGUGGCCGUGGAGGGAGGCUACGGGGGAGCCCGUGGUGACAGAGCCAGCAGCCGAGCACAGACCAGCACCCAGGAACACACAAUGUGCCCAAACAUCACCUUAGACACAGUUACAGAUAACACGAGCACCAUUCAGGCCCAGCAAACUCCCAACAGUGUGGCCAGAAAGUGUGGCCAAAAAAUAUCUUUCUCCUUCUCUUUCCCCAAAAAGGCCUCUGUGAAGCUGGAGUCUUCGGCGGCAGUGUUCUGCCAGGCUGGGGAGGAGGGGUCAAGCAGGCAGGCAUGUAGACAGAGGCUCAGUGUGCUGCCCAUGCAGCCCAACUCCCCACGGCCUCCCGCUGGCCUUGACUCCCCCAGCCCCUCUGCCAGUGAAAAGGCUCUGCAUAACAAGGGGGAGAUUCACAUUGCAGGCUCACAGGGUCAGGGGUUAACCAAUGCACCAUCAGGGUCAGACAGCUUGAUGUCCCCGGCUGAUUUGUGCGCUAUCCUCGUUUACUCUGAAGAUGUGGCUCUUCCCUGCACAGCCCAAUCCUCUGUGUUUCUCUCCCAUUCAAACACAUUAGAGGACUGUGGACUGGACAUGGUGCAGGGAAGUCUAAAAAGCAACUUGGCUGAACAAAGACAGGAAACUGAGGUAGAACAAGGACAGGGGACAGAGACUGACGAAAUCAUGUUAACAGAUCAUUUCUCCCAUAAGGGAGGACACCCAUUGUCGAAUUGCGCUGAUCAUUUGAACGAAGCAAUUUACACUCAACCCCCAGACAAAGACCCAAGUGUGUCAGAGGAUGAGAAAUUGACAGUUGCAAGGCCAUGUAAACCUUUCUGCUCUAUCCUCAGUAGAGAUGGGAGAACGGUGCUCCAGUGGCCCUCCGAGAUGUUGACAUUCACCAGGACAAACCCAUCUAUUUCCUACAGCUGCAACCCCCUCCACUUUGACUUCAGAGCCCCCACUAAAAGCACUGGCUGCAGAGUGAUAGAAAGAGAUGUCGAGAAAUCAGCUGAAUUAGCUGAGAAGUCCUGCAGUGAUGAAGCAACCCUGGAAACACGUGAGCUGUAUAGGAGCUCGCCAAGCCCAGAGCGCAGCCUUGUUCAGGAAUGUUGCGAGAGGCCUAAAGGUCAAGGAUGCGAGGAGCCAAGCAACACACUCAUCAGAAAGGAUGAGCAGUGUUGCAAUUAUUCAGCACAGUUGGCAACCACAAGCCUGACACACACAGCUAUGGCUGUGGACACACGCAGGUGUUGUAGCAGAAGCCAGAGGAGGAGAAGGCGGUGGGGGCACAGACGGAUGACUCACUGGGGGGGAUACAGAUAUGAUGGGGCAACAGAAAGAUUAGAUAAUUGCCUGACACUUCCCAAUCAUUAUGAAAGACUUGAUGACCAAAUGAGAGAUAACAGUGCAAAACAAUUUCAGCCAGACGAGCACAAGCAAUCACCCUCAAUUGAAGGCAACGAGAGGAGAAUUACAGCUAACAGAGACACAGCAGGUGUUGUGAGGCAGGCAGUGGCAGAGUGUCUGAAUGGCCCAACAGCCAGUCUGGCCCACUCUGAUGAGGCUCUCCAGGGUCCAGGACAGAUCGUACAGAUCUACGAGGGCAAUAUGCCCCAACUGUCCAAACAUGUAAAUGCUACAGCAUACACAUCUCUCAACUGUGGAUCUCUCCAGACCAACCUGGUCAUCAGAAGCGCAGACCAGAUGAAUAAAAGAGAUCCCACACCUUUAAAACACCAGCCACUCCCUGAAUCAGUGUUGUUACAGGAAGGUGGAAGAUGUCGAAAAAGGACUAUGGAUGACCAAACUGUCGGUAGUACUUGUGUGAACCCUUUGCAUAAACCGAACAAGAGACGGAGAAGGAGGAGAAGAGCAUGUGGAGCUCAUCAGAGUUCAGUGGCUGAUGUGAGCAGUGGAGAGAGAUAUGAGCAGAGUCGAGGAGCAGAUGGCCUUUGCCCAUGCACUGGCUCCGACUCCCCUGGACCUGAGGAUAGAUUGAACCCUGAUGCACUUGAGAAGAGUAUUGACAGUGUAAAUGGCAGAUCCAACUGCAUAGGCCAGAUCAAUAGGUCAGAUCUCAAGAGGGAUAUUUUUGAUUCCGGAGCUAAGGGCUCAGAUGUUAUUAUUGCACAUAAGUCUGUGAUGAGCCCAGAUCAGCCCAGCUUUCACAGUAAGAGCGAUGGCUCCUGUAAAGUAUUUCUACCAAUAGGCAAUGAGAAAAUGUCAGAGACCUUUAAUGCUAGCUACACAGAAUUAGAGGAGGAAUCAUUUAACUCAAAGGACUGUUACAGGUCCACACUGGACAGUCUGGAGAAGAAUUGCCUCCAACAUCUCCAAGCCCACAGGAAGGCUAUGCACCAUCAAGCCUUCCCUGACGAACUGAAACCAGUCCUAGCCAGCCCGCACAUCCCUGUGUCCUCCCCCAUAGUACUACACCCUGUACAACUCCCUCUACCCUUAUCCACCUCCAUCACCAUCCACCAGACUUUCCUCCAGCACCACACAGACUUCCUCCAGCCACAGCCCCAACUCAUGUCACCUAUCUUCCCCUUCACUCACCUGCCACUGGGGGCAGAGGAUUGCCCACCCAGUCACCCUCCCUUUAUUUACCCAGCCCCAAUUUCGGUCAUGGCACGACCGAGCCUGCACCACAUGACCAUGUCCUUUCACCCACUGCCUCGCACUAUUUUCCCUCAUAUGUUCCCACCUCACAACACUGUCAUCCCCCUACAACCUAUGUUUUAA
Molecule: messenger RNA, 9754 nt
Organism: Coregonus sp. 'balchen'
Lineage: Eukaryota; Metazoa; Chordata; Actinopteri; Salmoniformes; Salmonidae
Source: the annotation of a GenBank genome assembly